UUAUAAGUACAGCAUUACAGACAUUAAUGAAAGAUGGAUUUGAUGUCAAAGCGUUAAGAGCUUUUAGAGUUUUAAGGCCGUUAAGAUUAGUUUCUGGUGUUCCAAGUCUUCAAGUUGUAUUAAAUUCCAUUAUAUGUGCUAUGGUGCCCUUGUUUCAUAUUGCUUUAUUAGUAAUUUUUGUCAUUAUCAUCUACGCUGUUAUUGGUUUAGAGUUAUUUUCGGGGAAAAUGCAUGAAACAUGUUUUAAUAAUGUAACAGGUCAGAUUGAAUCAGAAGAUCCUCAUCCAUGUGGCAAAAGUGGAUUUCAAUGCAAUGAGACCCUCUUUGAAGUAUGCAGAGAAUAUUGGGAAGGACCAAAUGAUGGAAUUACAAAUUUUGAUAAUUUUGGACUUGCCAUGUUAACAGUAUUCCAAUGUGUAACAAAUGAAGGUUGGACAGAUGUAAUGUAUAAUGUAUGUGAUGUUUUNGGGAAUAGUUGGCCUUGGAUAUAUUUUAUUAGUCUUAUUAUACUUGGUUCUUUUUUUGUUCUUAACCUCGUAUUGGGUGUUCUCAGUGGUGAAUUUUCCAAAGAAAGAGAAAAAGCAAAGUCAAGAGGUGAUUUUCAUAAACUUCGAGAGAAACAACAGAUUGAAGAAGAUCUUCGAGGCUAUUUAGAUUGGAUAACUCAAGCAGAGGAUAUAGAACCAGAUGAAAAAGAAGAAGGAGAAGUUGAACCAGAAGAUCAAGUUGAAGGAGAUGAUCAAGCAGAAGCAAAACCACCUUCCUGGUUUGCAAUUAAAAAAAAACAGUUUGAAAGACAGAAUCGGAGAUUGAGGAGAGGAUGUCGUAAAGUUGUAAAGUCUCAAGUAUUUUAUUGGAUUGUAAUUGUCCUUGUAUUUUUAAACACUUUAACAUUGGCUUCAGAACAUGAUCAACAACCAAAAUUUUUAGAUAAAUUUCAAGAGGGAGCAAAUAUAUUUUUUGUAACUUUAUUCAGCUUUGAAAUGGUAGUUAAAAUGUACAGUUUGGGCUUCCAAGGAUAUUUUGUUUCAUUAUUUAACCGCUUUGAUUGCUUUGUUGUGAUAAGUUCCAUACUUGAAAUGGUUUUAACCUAUACUGAUCUCAUGCCACCACUAGGAGUAUCAGUGUUGAGAUGCGUACGUUUACUUCGUAUAUUUAAAGUUACCAAAUACUGGGGUUCUUUAUGUAACCUUGUGGCUUCAUUAAUUAACUCUGUACGCUCAAUUGCAAGUCUUUUAGUAUUGCUGUUUUUAUUCAUUGUGAUUUUUGCCUUAUUGGGUAUGCAAGUAUUUGGAGGAAGAUUUAAUAGUGAAGAAUGGGAUAAACCUAGACACAAUUUUGAUAAUUUUUAUCAGUCGCUUUUAACUGUGUUUCAGGUGAGUUAUAUUCUUAAGAUUAUAAAAUCUUAUUUAAAUGUAUAAAAUUUUUAUAUUAAUUAUUAUUAAAACU
Centruroides sculpturatus (bark scorpion) is the source of this 1449-nucleotide messenger RNA. RefSeq names its product muscle calcium channel subunit alpha-1-like. Gene Ontology annotation, molecular function: high voltage-gated calcium channel activity. Lineage: Eukaryota; Metazoa; Arthropoda; Arachnida; Scorpiones; Buthidae. Gene Ontology annotation, biological process: calcium ion import across plasma membrane. Bases 27 to 1421 code for a protein of 464 amino acids. Gene Ontology annotation, cellular component: membrane; voltage-gated calcium channel complex. The transcript is spliced from 10 exons. The record is from RefSeq and is a predicted model, not a curated record.